This is a messenger RNA of Melampsora larici-populina 98AG31, 1941 nucleotides long. RefSeq lists its product as uncharacterized. The record is from RefSeq and is a predicted model, not a curated record. NCBI's taxonomy places the organism in Eukaryota, Fungi, Basidiomycota, Pucciniomycetes, Pucciniales, Melampsoraceae. Bases 444 to 1517 code for a protein of 357 amino acids. The transcript has 2 exons.
AGAGCUUCUAUGGUGAUGAGAUUUACACAUGAUUAUGUUAUCAUGGAAUGGAAAUUCUCAUCUCUCAAUCUUGGUGAGAAAGUCGCUCGAAGUGUAUCACAUUAAUUCUCCUCUUAGUGAUGGUCCAUACAAACACUUCACCUAAUCAAUUCUCACAGGUUUAAGUAGUGUAUGAGGAAAGUUAGUAUAUAAGAUAACUUCAUUCGAUCAUUCACUCAUUCCCUCCUUCUCUGCUUCACACUAUACCUUAACCUCUCAAAUUCACGCUAGCGAUUGUUUUAAGAGCUCAUUCAUAUCUAAGUCUUUGCUUCAUAUCCCCCUUUAACGCUUCUUCAACCGUCUUUUGAUUAUCGAAUUGGUAAUCUAUAUAUCUGAAAUCCUCAUCAUCUCUCACGAUAGCUUCAGCCCAGAAAUCAUUGUUCAAAAUAGUUGUCUAUUGAGUCAUGGCUCUACCUCGCUUCUGUCCUAGUAAAAAUUCACGAUCAAGCUUAAAGGAUACGACUGGUUCAAUAAACCUUUUAGAGAACACUCCGAUCUCUUUACCUCGACUCUGUUCAAGUAAAAAUUCACAAUCAAGUUUUAAAGAAUUGACUGGUUCAAUAGAUCUUUCAGAAAAAACUUCGAUUUACUCUUCAAUUGGUUCGGUUGCUUCUAGACGACACAAACCUAAACAUCUUAAAGUGACUGUUCCUGAAUUAGAAAAUCAUCAAUCGAUUGUAUCUGCUGGAAUUGAAAAGAUUCCACUUACUGCAUUUAGAUUACAAUUUGAAAGAUUAAAGAAAUCAUCACAAUCUUCAUUAUCGAUUUCGAAUUUCUUACGUAACAAAUCAUCAAAAGUAGAAAAAAGAAAAACAGUUGAUUGUAAUCAUUCUUCAUCAAAUCUGAUUUCAAGUUCUACAAUCUCUAGACCUAAAACUUCAAUCGAUAGUCAAUUUCCUACUAUUCAUCAUCCUAAUUUGCUUCAUGAACUUUAUAGUAUGCCAAUUCAAGAUGAUCAUCAAACAACAACAAAAACAAGUUAUCUUUUUGGUUUUACUGAAAGCCGUCGUGGUUCGAUAUCUGAUGGAUUAGGUUUAAUGAGUAAAACAAAAGUCGAAUUAAAUAAAGGAAUCUCUCAUCAACGUACUGAAACUGAAAGCUCAUCAUCAAUCAUCAAACGAAAGACAUUUGAUAGGAAAUCAUCAACUAAACAUAAGUUUAGAGCUCAAUCUUAUUCAAGUUUUUCUUUUCUUGAACCUCCUAAACCAAGAGGAGCUGAUGAUUCAUUAUCACUAGACGUCUUGGAAAUCACUCUACAAGCUUCUUUGAAUCAAUUCUCAUCAAUUUCAUCUCAAGAUCUUCAAAUUAAUUCUUCUUCUACUUCUUCUACUUCUCAAGACCCUAUACUUGAUAAUCAAAUUGAAGACUACAAUGAUGAUGAUGAUGAUGAUCGGUCUUCAUUUUGUACUGUUUCUGAUCGUCAUUCUCUUGAAUACGAAGAAGCUUUUCAUUUUCCAAAAUGGCCAAAGGAAUCCUAAUAGAAAAUCCGUUUUUCUAAAUCACUUUGAACAUCUUUCUUCUUACAUUCUUUUUUUUUUCAUCCUUUUUUUUUGGGGGAGGGUUUCCUUUUUUUUUCUAGUUUAUAACUUGAUUGAAUUUAUUUACUUUUCUUACCUUUUUUAUCAUGAUCAUCUUUUGUUUGUAUAUCAUAUAUGAAUUAAUGAUGUAAAUUAUCUUAUACGAAACUUGAUGAUUGAUUGUUUGAUGAUUCUUUUGUGUUGUUUUAUUGAAUUCAAUGAGUGAUGAAUGAUAUCUGUGAUAUGUGUUUAUUUUUUUUGAAAAUCAUUUGAUUGUAAUUCUUGAAAUGUUUUAGUAUUAUCAAUUUAAAGAACUUCAUUCGUUUUUUUAUUUAAACAUUUGUUUGAGAUUAGUCUUUUUGUUAAUGGAUCUGACUUUCAGAGU